Rotaria sordida is the source of this 2100-nucleotide messenger RNA. The record is from the annotation of a GenBank genome assembly. Lineage: Eukaryota; Metazoa; Rotifera; Eurotatoria; Philodinida; Philodinidae.
AUGGAAAAUAUCAAUACAGAUGAUAAUGUACAAUAUCAAUCAAUACUUGAAUCAUAUAUUUCAUUACCAAUUAAUUCUGAUGAAUAUACACAAAAACUUCAUGCAAAUUUAAUUGAAAUAAAAGAAAAAAUCAAUGUUGAUGAAAUACAAAUGAUAUUUGUUGCUCAUUGUUAUGAACAAACUGGUCGAAUACCAUGGAAAAUAAUGUCAAAACGAGAAAAAUUUCUUUAUUUAUUAAAUAUUUUAAUAAGAAUUUUUGUUUUUAUUUUUUUAUUAUAUCUAUUUACUAUAACACUUGAUUUAAUGACAUCAGCAUUUAUAUUAUUAAGUCGUUCAACAUUUGGACAAAUAUUUCGUAGUCGAAUAUUUUUGAAAAAUCCUAUUAUUAGUCUAAUGUUUGGAAUUAUUAUAACAACUAUUCUACAAAGUUCAUCUACUGUUACAUCGAUUAUUGUUUCAAUGGUUGGUAGUGGAAUUGUUGACGAUGUUCGUUCAGUUAUUCCAAUGAUUAUGGGAACAUCAAUAACAAAUACUCUUGUUGCAUUUAGUCAAAUAGGAAAUCGAAAUGAAUUUUCUCGUAGUUUUUCAUCAGGUAUACUCAUGGAUGUAUUUAAUUAUUUAACAACACUUAUUCUUCUACCUAUUGAAAUUUUUAUUGAUCGUAUAACGACAAUGUCAGAUAUUUUUCAUCGUGGUGGUUAUUUAGCUCGUGUAAGCGGGGCUAUUGCUGCAAUGAUUCCUGAAAAACAAGGAAUAAAUAUUCAAUUAUUUAAAGUAAUUACAAAACCUUUAACGAAAUUAAUAAUACAAAUUAAUGAAACUAUUAUAACAAGUAAUAAAACACAACAAACAAUUGGUAAAAUUUAUUGUUAUAAUGAAACAAUUAAAUGUAAAUAUUUAUUUCGAUCAAUGAUUGAAAAAUUUGGAGAUAAUAUUGUUGGAAUAAUUUUAUUUAUAUGUUCUCUUAUAAUUCUUACUGGAAUACUUUUAUUUAUGGUUAAAUUAUUAAAAUCAAUAAUUAUUGGUAUUAUUGAUGAUACAUUAAAAAAAAUUCUUCAUAUUCAAUCUCAUGGAUGGAAAGAAUGUUUACUUGGUUAUGUUUUUAUUAUUGUUGGUAUUAUUGGAGCAAUACUUGUUCAAAGUAGUAGUGUUUUUUGUUCAAUAUUAACACCAUUAGUUGGUCUUCAAGUACUUUCACUUGAACGUAAUUAUGAAUUAACAAUUGGUGCUAAUAUUGGUACAACAAUAACAGCAUGUUUUGCUUCUCUUACUCAAACUGGUCUAUUUUUUCGUCAAUCUAUGCAAAUAGCAUUAACUCAUUUUUUAUUUAAUCUAUCGGGUUGUAUACUUUGGUAUAUUCUUCCAUAUUUUCAUCGUAUUCCAAUUUAUUUAAGUCGUCAAAUUGGUUAUAUUGUAUCUGAAUAUCGUUGGUUUGCUUUAGUUUAUAUAACAUUAAUAUUUUUUCUUUUUCCAUUAAUUCUUUUAAUUCUUGCUUUAAUACAUUGGAUAGUUGCAAGUAUAUUUCUUCUAUGUAUUUUUCUUCUGAUUAUUUUUAUUAUAAUUAUUAAAUAUUUUCAAAAAACAAAUCCAAAUAAAUUACCAAUUAUAUUACAGUCAUGGUCUUUUCUUCCACGUUCAUUUCGUUCAUUUUCAUAUUGGGAUCAUCAUUUAGAAAUUUUUAUUAAAUAUAUUUGUUGUCAACGAUGUAUUAAUUUAAUUUAUCCAUUAAAUAUAAUUGAAAAACCAUUAAAAGAACAAUAUUUAUCAAUGAAAACUCAAUAUUUAACAGCACUCGAUCAUCGUUUUUUAGUUCAUACACAACAAUUAAAUCAAUUAUUUGAAAAAUAUCAUGCACCAAUUAUUUCUAUUUAUGAAUCACGAUAUCCAAUUAAAAAUUAUGUACAAGAUUUCUAUCAUAGUUUAACUGGUAAACCAACACAAGGUGAAAAAACAUUAUUAACUCUUAUACAAACAAAUUUAUUGUCCAAAGAAAUUAAAAUUCAUGAAAAUGAAGAAGAAUUAAUCGAUCGAAUUAUUGUUUUUGAUCGAGAGAAAAAAAAAGAAAUAUCAUCUUGUAUUGUAGUUGUUAUUGCUAAAUAA